UCUGGGUCCAUGAUGUAUGCACCAGCUCAAUUUUCAAAAGCUGAUAAUUACCCUCCAGUUGAAUUUCAAAGAAGACAGCAAUUUUGGGACCCUAUUCGCCUAGCUCUUUUCACAUUGGUAAUUGUAGCAAUCAUAGGAAUUACGAUUGGCAUUGUUAGUCAUUACGUUGUUGAGGAUGAUAAGUCAUUUUAUUACCUUGCCUCUUUUCAAGUCACAAACGUAAAAUAUAGAGAAAAUUAUGGAAUAAAAACCUCUAAAGAGUUUACACAAAGGAGUCAUCAGAUUGAGAGAAUGAUGUCUAGGAUAUUUCGACGUUCUUCUGGAGCAGGUCGGUUUAUCAAAUCUCAUGUUAUCAAAAUAAGUCCAGAUGAAAAUGGUGUGAACAUUCUUAUGGUGCUCAUGUUUCGAUACCCAUCUACUAGUAGUGCUGAGUACAUCAGGAAAAUAAUUGAGAGGAUUUUAUAUCAAAGUCUGAAGACAAAAGAGAUGCCUUUGACUAUAAACAAACCAUCACUUACACUCACAUCUAUUGACAGCAAGAAGAUGAGGAAUCUUCUCAAUAGCCGCUGUGGAAUAAGGAUGACAUCUUCAAACAUGCCAUUACCAGCAUAUACUUCUACAGAAAGGAUUGUCCAAGGAAGGGAAACAGCUAUGGAAGGGGAAUGGCCGUGGCAGGCCAGCCUCCAGCUCAAAGGGGCAGGCCAUCAGUGUGGAGCCAGCCUCAUCAGUAACACGUGGCUGCUCACAGCUGCUCACUGCUUCCGCAAAAAUAAAGACCCACGUCAAUGGAUUGCUACUUUUGGUACGACUAUUAAUCCACCCGCAGUGGAACGAAAUGUGGGGAAAAUCAUCCUUCAUGAAAAUUACCAUAGAGAAACAAAUGAAAAUGACAUUGCCCUGGCUCAGCUUACCACCCGAGUUGAGUUUUCAAAUGUAGUCCAGAGAGUUUGCCUCCCAGAUUCAUCUAUAAAGUUGCCACCUAAAACAAGUGUUUUUGUCACAGGGUUUGGAUCCAUUGUAGACGACGGACCCACACAAAAUAAACUUCGGCAAGCCAGGGUGGAAACCAUAAGCAGUGAUGUGUGUAACAGAAAGGAUGUGUAUGAUGGUCUGAUCACUUCAGGAAUGUUAUGUGCUGGAUUCAUGGAAGGAAAAGUAGACGCAUGUAAGGGUGAUUCUGGUGGACCUCUGGUUUAUGAUAAUCAUGACAUCUGGUACCUUAUUGGUAUAGUAAGUUGGGGACAAUCAUGUGCUCUUCCCAAAAAACCUGGGGUCUACACAAAAGUGACUCAGUAUCGAAACUGGAUUGCCUCAAAGACUGGUAUCUAG
Molecule: messenger RNA, 1329 nt
Organism: Myotis brandtii (Brandt's bat)
Lineage: Eukaryota; Metazoa; Chordata; Mammalia; Chiroptera; Vespertilionidae
Product: transmembrane protease serine 11F
Exons: 10
Coding region: 10-1329 (439 amino acids)
Biological process (GO): proteolysis
Cellular component (GO): extracellular region; plasma membrane
Molecular function (GO): serine-type endopeptidase activity
Source: RefSeq, a predicted model, not a curated record